AUGCACUUCUCUACUGCGGCGCUCCUGGCCUUCUCCUCUGUCAGUGUCACCUACGCUGCUCCUUUCGCCAACACCCAGAAUGAAGACCUUUCUCGCCGCAAGGCAACCUACGAGGUUGUCAACGUUGAUGGAGAACCCUCUUCUUCUGCCGCUCCUGAGAUUGAUACCGUCUUUGAAACAUCAACCGUUACUGCGCCUGGUGCCAACCCUGUGCCUGUGACUGUCACUAUUACCGCCACCCCUUCCAGCUCUUCCGUCGCUCGUGCUGCUAGCUCCACUCCCUGCUACGAGACUCCUGUUGCACGCAUUGAUAUCCCCCUCCCAUCCAUUGCUCUCCCGGAGGCUGGCUCAAACUCUUUCUUCCGCCGUGGCUUGAGAGCCGCUGGCCAGCCAGCUCUCUUUGCUCGGGAGUACGCUAGCUCUGCUUCCAGCUCUGCCUCUGCUUCUCUCUACGCUCGCGAGUACCCCCAGCCAUCCAGCACCGGCGCUCUCUAUGUCCGCGAUUACUCUACCUCAUCUGUUCUGCUCUCUGCCACUCCCUCGGUCGCUAGUUCCCUCUAUGCUCGCCAGUGGGGUACUGCCUCCCCCUCCUCUUCGGUUUCCUUGGUUCCCAGACAGUUUGGCGGCUGGUAUUCUUCCACUCCCUCGCCUACUGCCAGCGUGCCUGUCUCCGCCACUCCUCUGGUUGCCCGUGAUUUCGGCGCCGGAUCCUCCACUGACGUUCCUGCGUCCUCUUCUGCUACUUCCUCCAGCUCUGCCUCUCUCAUUGCUCGCGGCUGGUACUCUUCUGCCUCCGGCACCCCCUCUUCCAGCGUGAUCCCCACCUCGGCUGUGCCCCUCGCUGUCCGUGGUGAGUUCGGCUGGUACUCUCCUAUCGCCGGCUCUUCUUCUGUUGCCACCCCUACUGCCUCGCCCUCUCUUGUGGCCCGUCACUACGGCAGCUGGGCCUCUUCCAGUGUCUCUACCCCCGUCUUCAGCGCUUCUGCUACUCCUGUCGCCUACUAA
Penicillium nucicola is the source of this 1005-nucleotide messenger RNA. RefSeq lists its product as uncharacterized. The coding region runs from base 1 to 1005 and encodes 334 amino acids. The transcript has a single exon. The record is from RefSeq and is a predicted model, not a curated record. Lineage: Eukaryota; Fungi; Ascomycota; Eurotiomycetes; Eurotiales; Aspergillaceae.